CAACUAUUUUGGUUGUCAAAGGUUUUACGACAUGAAGAGUCGCCUGUCUUAUCUGAGACAGGAUUGGAAUAUGAAAAGUCGCAGUGAAAGUAACAGUUUCUUCCAAAUAUUUCAGAAUAUAAUAAGCCAACCUCAGAAUGAUAUCUUGCGUAAAUAUCGUUCUAUCGUCACUCGUAUCAAUCAACUGGAAGAUAGAUUCAAACUAUUUUCUGAUGAAGAGUUGAAGGACAUGACCCGUAUUUUUAGGGAGAGACUGGAAAAUGGACAAGAAUAUGAAAACAUUUUGGAAGAAGCUUUUGCUGUAACAAGGGAAGUGUGUCGUAGAACGUUGGGAAUUCGUCUUUAUGAUGUUCAACUUUUGGGUAGUUUAGUGUUACUGAAAGGAAAUAUUGCUGAAAUGGCAACUGGAGAAGGGAAAACUUAUGUUACUAUACCAGCAGCAUAUUUUGAAGCUCUUCAUAGAAAAGGUGGAAUUUUCAUCAUUACAGUGAAUGAUUAUUUGGCUAGGAGAGAUGCCCACUUGGUAAAGCCAGUGUAUGAUUUUCUGAGCAUAUCUUUAGGAAUAGUUGAUUCUUCGACUCCAUUUGAAGAAAAGAAGAUGGCAUAUAGUCAAGAGAUUGUCUACGUAACUAAUUCUGAGCUUGGUUUUGACUAUUUAAGAGAUCAUUUGACCACAAGUCCAGAUGGCGUAGUAUUGUCAUCAUCCUUUUAUUUUGCAAUUGUGGAUGAAGUGGAUGCUGUUCUUAUUGAUGAAGCUCGAACACCGUUGAUUAUUUCUGACAAAGUAAAGGCACCCAAGGAAUUUUAUGAUAAAGCUAUCGAUGUUAUCGGUCAGUUACAACCAUUAUUGGAUUAUGAAGUGAAAGAAAAAGAGCAAACAGUGAUAUUGACCGAACGAGGAAUGAUCAAAUGUGAAACCCUAUUAGAGACAGAUGACCUUUAUAGUUUAGAGACUCCUUGGGCAUAUUAUCUAGUCAAUGCCUUGAAAGCAAAGGAGCUCUUUCUACGUGAUAGAGAUUAUAUAGUCGAUCAAGGUCAAGUGAAGAUAAUAGAUACUUUUACUGGACGUACUUUAAUAGGUCGUCGCUGGAAUGAGGGCCUUCAUCAAAGCGUGGAAGCAAAGGAAGGUUUGGAAAUCAGUGAAGAAACACAGGCUGCCGCAAAGAUAUCUUAUCAAAGUUUCUUUAAAUUGUUUCACAAGCUUUGUGGAAUGACUGGAACUGCUUCAACAGAUAAGAACGAAUUUCAGUUGAUUUAUAAUAUGGAAGUUAUUACUAUUCCAACUGCAUUUCCAAUGAUUCGCAAGGACUAUCCUGAUUGGGUGUUCCAGACAAAAGCCUUCAAACUACAAGCUAUCAUCGAAGAAAUUGAAAGCAUGUACUCUCUAGGACGACCUAUCUUAGUAGGCACCACAAGUAUCGAUGCCUCGGAAGAAAUGUCAACUCUUCUUAGAGAUAGAAACAUUCCUCAUGAAGUUUUGAAUGCUCGUCCAGAGAAUGCUUCGAGGGAAGCGGAAAUAGUUUCACAAGCAGGAACUUUAUUUGCUGUUACUAUUUCUACCAACAUGUCCGGAAGAGGAACGGAUAUCAUGUUGGGAGGCAAUCCAGUACAUAUGACUAGGUCUUGUAUAAAAGAAUUGUUGUUGGAAUAUAUAAGGAGUGGAAACUUGGAACGACAGUCUCAUAUCAAAUGGAAUAUACCUAGAGACUUUAUUCAAUCACUAGCAGAGUAUUGGAAAACAACAACUAGUCAUGAAUCAAAAGAAUGCUCAGAUGAUAUGUUAUUACAUAGUAAGACAUCCAUAGAUGAUUUAUUAUAUUUGUUUCAUCCUGCAAUGGAACCAAGUACUUUAGAUCCCCAUAUUUUAGACUUGUGGCAGCCUUUUCUUGAUAUCUUUCAACAAAUACGACGAGAUGUUGAAGAACAACGAAACAAAAUAAUUCAAUUAGGAGGCUUAUUUGUGAUAGGAACAGAACGUCACGAGUCUCGCCGUAUUGACAAUCAGUUGAGAGGUCGAGCUGGUAGACAAGGUGAUCCUGGAGCUACUCGAUUCUUUCUCUCGUUAGAGGAUCGAUUAUUUCGUAUAUUUGGUGGUGACCGUAUUAAGGGUCUCAUGCAAUCUUUAAGAGUUGGCAAUCUUCCCAUUGAAAACUCCCUUGUCACUUCUUCUUUAGAUAAUAUACAAUCUACUGUUGAGCAGUAUUUUGCUCGUAUGCGAAUGGAAUUAUUCAAAUAUGAUCAAGUGGUUGCAAAGCAUAGAAUUGCCAUUUAUACAGAGAGAGACCGCAUUCUUCGAGGUUCAAUGGAAUAUCUUAUGCAAAGAUUGGAAAAGGAUAUGUACCAAACCAUGGAAGAGAUCAUCAAGGUUCAUUGGCCUUUGAAUCGACCUGAAACGGAGUUGAAAUGUCAACAGAAAUUGAAAGAAUUCUUUCCAUUCUUACAGUUGAAGAAUUGGAAAACUAUUCAAAGCGUGACUUUGUUGGAAGAAUGUAUUGAGAAACUUCAGAAUGUAUUAUUUCAUUUCAACUGGUUGGAGGAUAUUCCUCUAUUUCAAACGUCUCCAAAGUCUUCUUAUGCUGAAACAAUCCUUCGUUUUAUCUAUUUGCAACAGUUGGACCAUUUAUGGAUGGACCAUUUGAAACGAUUAGACUUCAUUUUCCAAGUAAUUGGUUUACAAGUAUAUCGGCAAACGGAUCCUUUUUUAGAGUAUCAAAGGCAAGCAUAUGAUAGGUUUCAAGAGUUGGUUGCUAAUAUGAGGAGAACUUCCAUUUAUUCUGUUACUCAUUAUGAACCUAACAAACAGAGUGACUUGUAAGUCUCUCCCAUAAUGCAUUUUGUAUCUUUCA
Messenger RNA from Galdieria sulphuraria, 2846 nucleotides. Its product is annotated as preprotein translocase subunit A. Gene Ontology annotation, biological process: protein targeting; protein import. The coding region runs from base 32 to 2815 and encodes 927 amino acids. Gene Ontology annotation, cellular component: membrane. NCBI's taxonomy places the organism in Eukaryota, Rhodophyta, Bangiophyceae, Galdieriales, Galdieriaceae. The transcript is spliced from 2 exons. Gene Ontology annotation, molecular function: ABC-type protein transporter activity; ATP binding. The record is from RefSeq and is a predicted model, not a curated record.